GUAGCUGAUAAUCUGUCCAACGUGUGUAGCACAAGUUACUUUCUACUCCUGUUGUAGAUAGCUUUUAAGUCAUCACGGCGUUGAAUUGUUGCUGCAAUGCUGCAUUUUGUACGUACUUAAUUCAGUGUUGAGUAGAUCAUCUAUGUAGGUUGAUAAGAGAAGCAUUUCAUCUGCUAUCUUCAAAUGUAGACGCAAAUGCCAAGUUUGAUAUUUCUUUUUCAUAGUUGCACUCAUCAAUCUUGGUUGUGUCAACUGUUUGUACAAUAUUUUAAGAGACAGCUAUGCUGUUGAGACUGGGUUUCCUGUUUCAUUUGUUAGUUGCAGCCCCAUUGGCGUUGUAGCCACAACUGUCCAGCUGAUUCUAUAGAUUUGUUGGACGUGUCCAGCUCAAGUUACUUCUAUUGUUGUAAAUAGCUUCUGAAUUUUGUUGUCUUUUUAAAUAAUUGCUGCGCAAAGGGAUCAUAUGCCAUCUAUAGACAUUUGCCCCUUUUAUGUGAUGUUCAAUUCAGGCUAAUUCUUAAUAUUUAUUGUGUUUUGGGCCAUUUGAUCUAGUUUGUAUACUGGGAAUGUUUGCACCGCUUUAGUUAGUUUAUUAUCCGGUGUAGCUUUGAAUCAUUUUUGGGGUACAUAAUCCUCUUAAGUAUAACUAUUUAGUAUUUAGUUGGGAUUUUCUUGCAGUUAAAUUUGGGAUUUUGACAGACAUUGUAUUACGAGAUUAUGCCUAGGAUUGGGUGAGGUCAGUGAUUAGUUUUUUGAAGUUCUUUCAUGGAGAUAUUGCCUCUGUUGGAUAGGAAAACCUAUAUUUGGGCUGGAAGAAAUGGUCUAGUUUCGCCAUACCAGCUUUGGCUGUAGUAUUUUUCCUUUGUUGCUGUUUGUCAAGGUUGGAAACCUAAUAGUAGUAUCAUUGUACAAUUUGUUGAAAUCCAACUGGCAUUUGCGUUCAUCUUAUAUAUGCUGUGUUCAUUGUUGAGACAUAAUGGUGGUGUAUGACAAUGUUAUCUAUUGCAUGACUGUAUAAUCUUUUACCUUUGGAAAAUGAGACCUACCCUAGCCUCUGCUCUCUAGGUCGUGAUGUUAACCUUUCCACCAAACACACCACUCUAAUUUCUCUCCUUGUUAUAUUCCACAUGCUUAUUUGCUUUUUAAAGGGUCUGCCUGCAUGAUGAGGUCAUUUAUCCCUAGUAUCCAAAUUCUUUAGAUGGGUAGGAAGUGGGCUGGGUCUGAAUGUAAAAGGAAUUCAGGGAAGCAUGAUAUCCAGGUCGCAUCACCUGACAGACAUGUGUCUUUCCUGCAGUACCAUGCAAUGGGAGCUCUGCUUGAACUUUUCACUUGUUCAGCUCUCCUUCCUCGCCUCUUGCUGUUGGGCUAUCUCACUAAUAUCUUAUUCUACAGAAAGUUCAGCUAUAGCUUUCCUCCAUUAGGUGCUAUUUCACAAGAAGCUAGUUGCCGGGUGGAGUUACAUAUUCAAGCUAUAUGCAUUUACACAUGACAUGGGUUCUCGAGGAAGGAUGUUAUUUGACCUCAAUGAGCUCCCAACAGAAGCUGAAGAAGAAGCUGCGGUUGUUUUGUCCCAACCUCAACUUCCUGUUCCCAAUAUAUAUCCCUCAAAUUUGUUUCUCCAACAGGGAGUGCCCCAGACACAAGGGAUUUUGAACAAUUAUGCCUUUAAGCAUGCAUCUUCAGGUUCAGGUUUUCAACCUUUUGUGAGAAGCAAAGUUUCUAACAAUGGAGACACAAAGGAGAAUUUGGAUGCUACUGCCGCUUCUACAUCUAUGGCAACAGUUGCUCAUCAUGCUGAGACCUCCAAUCAGGUUUCGCAAGCAGUUGAAAGAGAAGAGGGUGAGUGGUCUGAUGCAGAUUGUGCUUCUGACACCGCAGGAAGUGGUGUUAGCAACAAAGAAGAGUUGGCUGGUAUGGCAAAUAUUGAAGUGAAAGGAGAAUCCCUGGAGAGAGAAUCUGCUACUGUAAAAUCUGCUGACGUGAUUAAAGAUGACGCUGCUGCUGAUCCUAGUGACACUGAAAUGGUUGACGUGUCUAAGGAUCCAUUGUUACGUGCUCCUACAGGACCUGAGAGCACAAAAAAUUCUGAAUGUAAAGGAAAUCAAUCCGGGGAUGAUUUAGACCAGGGCAACAAAUUAAAGGAUGUCAAAGGAGUAGAAGCCAGUUAUGCAUUGAAGUUUACAAACAACCCUGCAAAGAGACCUAAGCUAGAUGAACACAAAGUAGCAAUGCUCGGUAAAAAGCGGGCCAGGCAGACUGUGUUCAUCAAUGUUGAGGAUGCAAAACAAGCUGGCACAAUGAAGACAAUAACACCAAGGAGGCAAUCAUCUUUUCCAGCACCAAUUGUUACACGUACUGUGAAGGAAGGUUCUCGUGGUGUUGGUGAAAGAGCUACAGAAAAACCGAGCCAACCAGUUGUCCGAGACCAAAAACAGUCUGAAUUGAUUGGUUCAGAAAGAAGUAAUUCUGCAGAUCCAAGUGACCAAAAUGGCGAACCCAAUGGUGAUGUUGAGUUGGGAUCUCAUGGCAGGUCAAAGAAAAUGAAUGCUGAAGAACCCCCCUCAGAUUGCUAUCAACAAUCUGUGCCACGGCAGGCUUCUUCAAAGCAACCCAUGGAUCCCAAGCAGUUCAAGAGCAGACCAGUAUCUUCUCAGAGAGCAGUUCUAACAGGACAAAAUACCGCAGACCAGAAAACAGCCAACAAAAGGUCUCUCGUUCCCAAAAGACAAGCUUCAGGAAGUAACACACAGUACAAUGACUCAUCUGUCGAACGACUCAUAAGGGAAGUGACAAAUGACAAGUUCUGGCAUAAUCCAGAAGAGGAAGAACUUCAGUGUGUUCCUGGAAGCUUUGAUUCUGCUGAGGAGUACAUUAAAGUAUUUGAGCCUUUGCUUUUUGAGGAAUGCAGAGCUCAGCUAUAUAGUUCCUACGAGGAGAGUCUCGAGGCUGCAUCAAGGGAUGCACAUGUAAUGGUGCGUGUGAAAAGUGUGGAUAGGCGUGAAAGAGGAUGGUAUGAUGUCAUUGUUCUACCAACACAUGAAUAUAAAUGGACUUUCAAAGAAGGUGAAGUUGCAAUUUUGUCAUUCCCACGGCCUAGUUCAGCAGCCCAGUCUAGUAGAUCUAAUCGGAAGACCGCUCCUUCAGUUGAAGACGCUGAAGCAGAAAGUGGACGGCUUGUAGGUACAGUCAGGCGCCAUAUGCCUAUUGAUACACGCGAACCUAUUGGGGCGAUUAUUCAUUUUUAUGUUGGGGAUUCAUUUGAUUCUAGCAGCGAGGCUAAUGUUCUGAAGAAACUCCAACCUCGGAGUACCUGGUAUUUAACCGGUCUUGGUUCUCUUGCAACAACACAGAGGGAAUAUGUAGCAUUGCAUGCUUUCCGACGCCUUAAUGUGCAGAUGCAAAACGCAAUUCUUCAACCGAGUCCAGAGCACUUCCCCAAGUAUCAAGAGCAGCCACCUGCUAUGCCUGACUGUUUCACGCCAAGUUUUUCUGACCAUAUCAAUCGUACUUUCAAUGGGCCUCAGCUAUCGGCGAUUCACUGGGCUGCAAUGCACACAGCUGCUGGUACAAGCAAUGGAGUGGUUAAGAAACAAGAACCAUGGCCUUUCACAUUAGUACAAGGCCCUCCUGGGACAGGGAAAACCCACACUGUCUGGGGAAUGUUAAAUGUUAUUCAUCUUGUUCAGUAUCAAUAUUAUUAUGCUGCUCUGCUGAAGAAACUUGCUCCUGAAAGUUACAAGCAAGUUAGUAGUACCACUAACAGUACUUCAGAGACUUUUGCUGCGGGGUCUAUUGACGAAGUUUUACAGAGCAUGGAUCAGAACCUCUUUCGCACUCUUCCCAAGCUUUGCCCCAAACCACGGAUGCUUGUCUGUGCCCCAUCAAAUGCUGCAACAGAUGAGUUGCUUUCUCGUGUACUAGACCGAGGUUUCAUAGAUGGUGAGAUGAAGGUCUACCGCCCUGAUGUUGCUCGUGUUGGAGUUGAUACACAAUCUCGUGCUGCCCAAGCUGUUUCAGUUGAGCGACGGACGGAACAACUUUUGAUGAAGGGCCGUGAUGAAGUAAUUGGUUGGUUACAACAGCUAAAAGGCCGUGAGCAGCAGCUAUCACAAGAGAUAGGGCUUCUACAGAGGGAACUUAAUAUGGUGGCAGUGUCUGGUAGAUCCCAGGGUUCAGUUGGGGUUGAUCCUGAAGUGCUUGCUCACAGAGAUCGUAACCGUGAUAUUCUCCUUCAGAAACUUGCGGCCUCUGUAGAAAGCAGGGAUAAAGUACUGGUAGAGAUGUCGCGGCUGCUGAUAUUAGAAGGCAAGUUCCGUGUUGGUGGUAACUUCAAUCUGGAAGAUGCUAGGUCUAGUCUGGAAGCCAGUUUUGCCAACGAAGCUGAAAUUGUUUUUACAACAGUGUCAAGCAGUGGUCGCAGGUUAUUUUCUCGUCUUAGUCAUGGUUUUGAUAUGGUUGUUAUUGAUGAGGCUGCUCAGGCCAGUGAAGUAGGAGUCCUCCCUCCACUUGCACUUGGUGCUGCUAGAUGUGUCUUGGUUGGCGAUCCUCAGCAGCUGCCUGCCACUGUUAUAAGCAAAGCGGCUGGAACUUUACUCUAUAGCAGGAGCCUGUUUGAGAGGUUUCAGCAGGCUGGCUGCCCUACCAUUUUGUUGUCUGUGCAAUAUCGGAUGCAUCCCCAGAUCCGUGAUUUUCCAUCAAGAUACUUCUAUCAAGGGCGUCUUACAGACAGUGAAACUGUUGUCAAAUUGCCUGAUGAAUCAUAUUACAAAGAUGCAUUAAUGUCACCUUACAUUUUCUAUGACAUCUCGCAUGGCCGUGAGUCUCAUAGAGGUGGCUCAUCUUCAUACCAGAAUGUUCAUGAAGCACAGUUUGCAUUGCGUUUGUAUGAGCAUCUUCAGAAGCUGGUGAAAGCUAAUGGUGGCAAGAAAGCAUCUGUUGGUAUAAUCACUCCUUAUAAGUUGCAGUUAAAGUGUCUACAAAGGGAAUUUGAAGAGGUUAUGAAUACCGAGGAAGGGAAAGAUAUCUACAUAAACACAGUUGAUGCUUUCCAAGGUCAGGAGCGUGAUGUGAUUAUCAUGUCAUGUGUCCGUGCUUCAAACCAUGGCGUGGGGUUUGUUGCAGAUAUACGGCGUAUGAAUGUUGCUCUUACUCGAGCUAGGAGAGCUCUAUGGGUUGUUGGUAAUGCCAAUGCUCUUGUGCAGUCAGAGGACUGGGCAGCACUGGUAGCAGAUGCGAAGGCCAGGAAAUGUUUCAUCGACUUGGAUAGCAUCCCGAAGGACUUCCUAGCCAUGAAGGUUUCUUCCAACACUCCAGGAAGGAACUCUUCAAACAACACAAGGAACAUGAGGGCUGGUGGACCGAGACCGAGGCAUCUGGAUAUGCUUCCAGACUCAAGGAUUGGCAUGAGGUCUGAUGAUGAUGAGCGUGUCAACUCCGUUUCAAGAAAUGCUAGUAACCGCAAUUUGGAUGACCUGGGGCGCCCUGGUGAUAGAUCUAGGGAAAAUUUGCAGUUCGGAUUGCCAAGGAGACCGAAUUCAUCGAAUGGUUCGAGGAGAGAAGUCUGAGGAAACUUCAUCACUAUCUUAGCUUUGCAUGUGCGGAACAAUGAUGAGCUUUGCGAUGAAGCUUGGUUGGAGCAAAGUGUUACCUAUCUGGAAGAUGCACCCUGAGUGGUGUUGAGGAGUGGUGUUGCUAUUGGCAGGGCAAUUCCUCAUGAAAUGAGGCAUCUGGACGGCGGGAUGUAGCCAUCACAUUGACGAGAAGCAAAUCAGAUGUCGCUGUGUUGGGUGGGUUAUGGCUCUUUUUAUCCCAUCCUGCAAGAACAGGGGAAAGCUUCCUAAGGUCCUCAGUUCUGCAAUUGUGCAGGACAGAUGAAGUCCUUUUAUGUUGACCAGACUCCAGACUUGAACAAGGCCGCAGCUGGAUGGUUUCUGUCUGCCAUUGCAGUAAUUGCUUCAGCGUGUUUUAAAGAAUCCAUCUUUCUCAUAGAUAUGAAUACAUGCAUGGGAUUUUCCAUUUUGAAACAUGCCAGGAGAGAAAAAUCUCGCUGGCCCUAGAGCAGGUUAAGUUUCAAGCUUCGUUGUGCCAUAGCUGCUAGCGGCAAACUGCUUGAUAUUCCCCUGUAGGAUCAGCAUUGCUAACAUAGGCAGGACUUCUGUAACAUAUGACAUAAGCUCCCUGUGUACAAAGUCCACAUCUAGAAAAGAAGUUCAUUAUUUGAUUCAGCUACUUAUUGUGUCACAAGUGGUUCUGUUUGCCAUGUUGGUUGGUUGAACGCUGUGUUGUAUAUUUGUUCGAAGAUUCUACCAUGUUUUCAGUUAUAUUCAUACCUGACUUUGGGUCUCA
Molecule: messenger RNA, 6345 nt
Organism: Lolium perenne
Lineage: Eukaryota; Viridiplantae; Streptophyta; Magnoliopsida; Poales; Poaceae
Molecular function (GO): helicase activity
Source: RefSeq, a predicted model, not a curated record